UCUUCUACAGUUCUACUCCACACCUCCUCUCUCUCUCUCUCGCUCGCUCGCUCUCCUCUCCUCCCUCGCGCGCGCGGCCGGCGAGCGGAGCGGGUCGGCAGGUGCGCGGACGGCGUCGUCUCCUCCCCCGACUCCGCCGCAGCCUCCCACCCUCCCUGUGCCGCCUCCUCGCGCGCGCUGCCGCCGCCGGCGAGCAGGUUUGGAGUUGGGGGGCGACGUGGCAGGCCUGCUUGCUCCUCUAACCGAAUUGAAGGAAAUGGCAGGGCAAAGAUCUGAUUCGCAGUCAGAUGAAUCGUUCGAAUACAUGUUGCUUGAGAGGGACCCUGAUCUUUACCGUACAGUCUUCUCGGGCCCGAGCCAGAUAAGUCCGUGGAUUGACCCGAGCGUGCUGACUUUGCAGCACCGGAUAGGGAGAGGUCCAUUUGGGGAUGUUUGGAUUGCAACCCACCAUCAGAGGACAGAGGAUCAUGAUCGGUACCAUGAGGUCGCUGUGAAGAUGUUGCAUCCAAUUAGAGAGGACCAACUGCAAGCCUUCUCAGUGAGGUUUGACGAGAUCUUUAGCAAAUGCCAAGGUCUAAGCAAUGUGUGCUUCCUACAUGGCAUCUCAACACAGAAUGGAAGGAUUUGUAUAGCAAUGAAGUUUUACGAAGGAUCCAUUGGAGAUAAGAUGGCCCGGCUUAAAGGUGGAAGGAUCCCUUUAUCAGAUGUUUUAAGAUAUGGUGCUGAUUUGGCCCGUGGCAUUAUAGACCUGCACUCAAGAGGAAUAUUGAUUCUAAAUCUUAAGCCCUGUAAUUUUCUCCUUGAUGAACAUGACCAUGCUGUGCUGGGUGAUUUUGGAAUUCCGUCCUUGCUGUUUGGGCUCUCACUGCCUAAUCCAGAUCUUAUCCAACGACUUGGAACUCCAAAUUACAUGGCCCCAGAACAAUGGCAACCAAGCAUUAGAGGGCCAAUUAGCUAUGAGACAGACUCAUGGGGUUUUGCCUGGAGCAUCCUUGAGAUGUUGAGUGGCAUUCAACCAUGGCGUGGCAAAUCACCAGAUGAGGUUUAUCAGUUGGUUGUCCUGAAGAAAGAAAAACCAAUUUUUCCAUACAAUUUGCCUCCAGCAAUAGAGAAUGUCCUUUCUGGAUGCUUUGAAUAUGACUUUAGAGACCGCCCCCAGAUGACUGAUAUUUUAGAUGCAUUUGAGAGUGCAAAAGAUGUAGAUUACGAAAAUACUGACCAGGGAAAUUCUGAAAAUCUAAGGAUGGUCAGUCCAGCCCUGCCAAGCCGCACUAACUGGUCAUUCUUCAAGGACAAGUUGCAAGUGGGAGACAAGGUUCGCUCGAGAAAGCUUAAAAACACUUGUAGUCCAACAACCAUGGAAGUCCCUGAUGGAACCAUAGUUGGAAUGGAGGAUAAUGGAGAGCGUGAUGGCUACAUUCUUGUAAGGAUCCAUGGUUUACAUGAUCCUUUGAAGGUUCGCUCUUCAACAGUGGAAAGGGUAACCUAUGGUUUCGCUGCUGGAGACUGGGUACGGCUUAGGGAGGAUGAGAAGAAGCGAUCUCAGGUUGGAAUUCUUCAUAGCAUUGACCGUAGUGGUACUGUUUAUGUAGGUCUGAUUGGAGUGGACACCCUCUGGAAGGGUGAAUACUCUGACCUUCAAAUGGCUGAAGCCUACUGUGUUGGGCAGUUUGUGCGGCUGAAAGCCAAUAUUUCAAGCCCACAGUUUGAAUGGCAGCGAAAGAGAGGUGGAGGACUGGCUACAGGCCGUAUUUCGCAGAUACUACCAAAUGGAUGCCUUUUCAUAAAAUUUCCAGGCAAAUUUAACCUUGGUGAAGUAUGCAGUUGCUUGGCAGAUCCCUCUGAGGUUGAGGUGGUGAGCUUUGACAAGUGUGAGGGGAUCGUGAAGAAGUACGAGCACCUCGAGGAUUUCCAUUGGGCGGUCAGGCCGCUGUUCAUUGCUGUAGGUUUCUUCACCGCUCUGAAGCUAGGCAUCUUUGUUGGGAAGGGCAUUGCUCGGCCAAGAAGUCGAAAGGUUGCCAGCGUCUCUGAUCAGAGUGAUCAUCAGCAACUACAGCAGCAAGAAGUGCAAAACAAUGCCAAUGCAGCAUGGCUCCCUCCAACUGUGGCAAACAUGCUGUUUAGAGACGGUCCUACGCUUUCUGGAUAAAAUGAAAAUCAAAACCAGUGCAAGAUGGAGAGUUUCAGAACUACUGGAUAAUGCAACGCCCAAGCAAAUCGUAGUUCAUACUUAGACCUGAAACUUGUCUUGCCACAAGACCUGUAAAUAUUUCCACCUUCACUCUACUAUCAUCUCCAUGUUCACAAAAACAUGUUCUGUGCUUAUGUCUGUAAAUUGUAGGCUUGCAGUCCAAAUCCUGAUACUGUCUUUUGCUUUUGUCAUUACACUGCAAUCUCUCAGUAUCCCUGGAUUUUCUGUUCCCGAUC
Molecule: messenger RNA, 2427 nt
Organism: Oryza sativa Japonica Group (Japanese rice)
Lineage: Eukaryota; Viridiplantae; Streptophyta; Magnoliopsida; Poales; Poaceae
Product: protein KINASE OF THE OUTER CHLOROPLAST MEMBRANE 1
Biological process (GO): protein phosphorylation
Molecular function (GO): ATP binding; protein kinase activity
Source: RefSeq, a predicted model, not a curated record